This is a messenger RNA of Mauremys reevesii (Reeves's turtle), 1735 nucleotides long. It is a transcript of the gene SOWAHD, whose product is annotated as sosondowah ankyrin repeat domain family member D. The record is from RefSeq and is a predicted model, not a curated record. Gene Ontology annotation, molecular function: protein binding. Lineage: Eukaryota; Metazoa; Chordata; Testudines; Geoemydidae. The transcript is spliced from 2 exons. The coding region runs from base 410 to 1501 and encodes 363 amino acids.
UCACGUGCAGCAGCUUAAUCUGUCUCAGUCGAAAAGGAGGACAAAGGUCCCGCCACAGCUUUUACUAUGCAGUAAAACUAACCAGUGGCAACCUUCACACAAAGGAACUCGGCAAGGAGCAGGCUGGUGCGUCUGGAGAGGUGGCGAGAACCAACAGGCCGAGGAGGAGGGGCCCUGCUGCUGGCAGCAGCCCUCCAGGUGCCCAGCAAGAGGCAGGUUGGGAAUUCUGCCCACUCGGAGCUCUAUUUCCCCACCCACCACAGGAGCAACUGGAAAGGCAGACUCAGGAAGCUCUGCAGCCGGAGAGCUCAGGAGGGGAGACUGGAGGCAGAGUCUCAACGGGACAGGGCACCACUUCUCCACACCCCAGCAGCACAGUGAGCCUCGACCAUGCCUUAAUGGGAGACGGAUGCCUCUGGGGGAGCCACAGGAGCAGAUCUUGGGGAUGGUGAGGCCUGCAGGAGACAUCAUGGCCAGGAUGCAGAAGGAAGAGAGUCUGGAGGUACCAAAGGGCACUGAGCCACAUGUGUUGCCAGAGGCCUCCCAGUCUCGAGCAGAGGCACUUCUUGCCAGCCAGGCGCCCAACCCCAAAGUCCAGGCAUUAUCAUCAUCCUCAGCAGCAGCAGCAGCAGUGGGGAACAUGAAACUCCGCCAGUCACAGAAGAGGGACCUGAUCAGGAGCAUGGGCAGGGGUAGCAGAGGUUCAGGGAACUGGGAUGUGAGCUCUGACACAGCCAGGCUCUCCAUAGGCCGGGGCAGCGCGCGGCGGAGAGGUCUGAAGGAGGUUCUGCUGCAGAGCAGUGGAGCCGAGGGCGCUAUGUGGCUUGCAGCUGCUCAGAAGAUAGCCAGCAGCAGCAGCAGCCCUGCCUUGGGGAUGCAACAAGAGCUGGAGCAGAGGUUGGAACAGAGCCCUGAGGACUUGUCCUUAGCCCUAGACCCCCUCGAGCAUGAGUGGAUGCUGACUGUGGCCCAGGGGGACCCUGAGAGCAUCGUGAGGUUGCUAGACGAGGAUCCCAGCCUGCUGAACAGGAGAGAUUUUGUGACAGGGUUCACUGCCCUCCACUGGCUGGCCAAGCAUGGCCACCACGAGGCCCUGAUCGAGGUGAUCACCUGUGCACAGAAGAAGGGCUACCACGCAGAUGUCAACAUUCCCACGGCCAGUGGGGGGCUGACACCCCUGCAUCUGGCUGCCCUGCAGGGACACGAGAUGGUCAUCAAGGUGUUGGUGGGAGCCUACGGUGCCAACACGAGCCUGCGGGACCACAGCGGCCACAAAGCCUGGCAGUACCUGAGAGCAGACGCCUCCAGGGAGCUGAAGGAGCUGUCAGGGGCUUUAGAGGAAGACCUGGCCCAGCUUGGUGUGUGGAACACCAACAACAACUGCAUGUCGUCCAGACAGGCUGGUGGCUCUGGUGCUGAAUGGAGGACCCCGGUGUUCCCCAGACUGCCAUCCUUCAGGAGCAUGUUCAGACAGGCACUUUCGUUCUUCCAAGACCUUUAAAUUGUCCUUUGUGGCUAAGAAUCAGUUUGAUGUUGCCUGUGAACUAGUUUUAAAGAGCAGCUUGGCUGGGGCUGGGGAGCAGGGAAGGAGUGCAGGGGGCUGCAGUGGGGUGGCAGAGGGUUGGUACAGGAGACUUGCUGAGCCGGGACUAACCAAUGGCAGCUGGUGCACUGAGAUUACUCGAGAGCCAUUGGCUAAGGCUUCUGCAAACCUGCAUAGGCUUGGAUCCUGCCA